Saccharomycopsis crataegensis is the source of this 738-nucleotide messenger RNA. It is a transcript of the gene TIF6, whose product is annotated as translation initiation factor 6. Gene Ontology annotation, molecular function: ribosomal large subunit binding. The transcript has a single exon. Gene Ontology annotation, biological process: ribosomal subunit export from nucleus; assembly of large subunit precursor of preribosome; cytosolic ribosome assembly. Lineage: Eukaryota; Fungi; Ascomycota; Saccharomycetes; Ascoideales; Saccharomycopsidaceae. Bases 1 to 738 code for a protein of 245 amino acids. Gene Ontology annotation, cellular component: nucleolus; cytosol; preribosome, large subunit precursor. The record is from RefSeq and is a predicted model, not a curated record.
AUGGCUACCAGAACUCAAUUUGAAAACUCCAAUGAAGUAGGUGUCUUCUCCAAGUUGACAAACUCAUACUGUUUGAUUGCCGUCGGUGGAUCAGAAAAUUUCUAUUCUGCCUUCGAAGCCGAACUAGGAGAUGUCAUCCCUAUGGCUCACACAACCAUUGCUGGUAACAGAAUUAUUGGUAGAAUGACUGCCGGUAACAGAAGAGGUUUGUUAGUUCCAACUCAGACUACUGACCAGGAGUUGAUGCACAUCAGAAAUUCUUUGCCAGAUUCCGUUCAGAUCAAGAGAGUCGAAGAAACUUUGUCGGCUUUGGGAAAUGUCAUCUGUUGUAACGAUUAUGUUGCUUUAGUACACCCAGAUAUUGAAAGGGAAACUGAAGAAAUAAUUGCUGAUACUUUGGGUGUUGAAGUUUUUAGACAAACUAUUGCUGGAAAUGUUUUAGUUGGUUCAUAUUGUGCUUUGUCCAACCAAGGUGGGUUGGUUCACCCUCAAACUUCUGUUCAAGAUCAAGAAGAAUUGUCGAGUUUGUUACAAGUUCCAAUAGUUGCAGGUACCGUUAACAGAGGUAGUUCUGUUGUUGGUGCUGGUAUUGUGGUAAAUGAUUGGUUAGCAGUUGCCGGUUUGGAUACAACUGCUCCAGAAUUAAGUGUUCUUGAAAGUAUUUUCAAGUUACAGGAUAACCAACCAAACGCUAUUAACACCAACUUGCGUGAUACUUUGAUCGAAACUUACUCCUAA